GGGAUGGGUUGCGUGUGGAAGUGUGGAUGUGGGGUUUGGAGCGAUGUUGAGUGGUGGGAUGGAGAGCUUGCGAGAUCCGUGAAUGGCGUAGCGCGCGAGGACGCGUGGUGAUGUGUGGAUCAGCUGGGGUGUGAGCGUGUGCGAUGGGGGUGGCAUAGGUUGGAGGCUGCGAUUUUCUUACGGGACGUUGUGUUGGUGUUGGUGUUGUUGUUGUGUGGCGGAGCAGAUUGGAGUAGAGAGGCGGAGACAAUGGUGCGUGGUGGAAGCAGCGGAGGAGGGCAGAGCUCCCUCGGGUACCUGUUCGGAUCCGAUGCCGGCCCUCCCAAGGCCGUAGCGAAGGCGCCCGCCCCGGAGCCCCAGGCUCCAGUGGAGCAGCGACCGGCCGGGUUGGCGAGGAGCAAUGUCCCAGAGGAGAAGGCCGCGCCCGUGGGUAAAGCGGACGACGCGGGUGACAAGGGCGCUCCCAAGCUGGGCCGGAACUCGAACAACUACCACCGCGCCGACGGGCAGAAUACCGGCAACUUCAUCACUGACCGACCUUCGACCAAGGUUCAUGCUGCUCCCGGUGGAGGGUCAUCUUUGGGUUACCUGUUCGGCGGCAAUUGAGUCCAGGUCGCGCAGUUUGAUGCUGACAUCACCGAUAUUCUAGACCGUGCCUGCACGAUCUGAUGAAGUUCAUCUUGCAGAUGACCAUCACCGCCAGCUCGCAUGGUGUUGUUAGGCUAGAAUUUGCUUGGAUUAACUUGUGCACAGUGUCAGCAUUGUGACAGCGGGGAUGUGGGAGCGUUUGUGUGGAACGCUUUUCAGUUCUCUGGUCAAAAUAAGGCUGGCGUUUGUGUCUUUGUAGCAGAGGAUAGGUUCACGUCAAGAACUUCUGAGCCCUCUCCCCUGCCCCUCGGCUGCAGAGAUAUUGGGAGCUCUUACGAGCUUCCGUUUUGAUUGAUGGUCUGUUCACGCAUUAGUAGUUGGGGUUUCAACCAUUGUCGACAGCUAGUUCAGCAGUAAAAGCUGAUUGUUAUCGUAUGAAUUGCGAGUCUGUGAAGCGGUUCUAGCAGUUCUGCUCUCCCUCAGGAGCAAGGUCAUCGUGUGCUCCAUUGCAUCGAGCAGGCUUGAUGAUUCUUCUGUGUACUCGGUGGUUCCGUUACGAUUCUUCUCCAGGAGAAGCGUAGCAGGACUUUGCCCAUUUUAUUCUCACGGCUAUGACCGCAUUUACAUAC
Physcomitrium patens is the source of this 1217-nucleotide messenger RNA. Its product is annotated as protein SPIRAL1-like 1. Gene Ontology annotation, cellular component: cortical microtubule, transverse to long axis. Gene Ontology annotation, biological process: cortical microtubule organization. NCBI's taxonomy places the organism in Eukaryota, Viridiplantae, Streptophyta, Bryopsida, Funariales, Funariaceae. The record is from RefSeq and is a predicted model, not a curated record.